This is a messenger RNA of Scylla paramamosain (green mud crab), 1824 nucleotides long. It is a transcript of the gene PIG-C, whose product is annotated as phosphatidylinositol N-acetylglucosaminyltransferase subunit C-like. The transcript is spliced from 7 exons. Gene Ontology annotation, biological process: GPI anchor biosynthetic process. The coding region runs from base 919 to 1740 and encodes 273 amino acids. The record is from RefSeq and is a predicted model, not a curated record. Gene Ontology annotation, cellular component: membrane; glycosylphosphatidylinositol-N-acetylglucosaminyltransferase (GPI-GnT) complex. NCBI's taxonomy places the organism in Eukaryota, Metazoa, Arthropoda, Malacostraca, Decapoda, Portunidae.
AUGUCAUGGCUGACACUGCUGCUAAGAUGGUCUUGUGGGAUGUAAACAUAACAGCUUCCUCUCCCUCUCUCCAGACUCAACACAAGACGCCUUAUCUCUCGCGUGAGCCAAUCCUUUUGGAACAACACACUCACCGACGCCUUGUGCAUCCUGUGCAUCACUUCUAUGGGUCAGAACUGCAGAGACUCCUCCCAACAGGUCGUAGCCAGGGGUGAGGAAACAGUCCCACGUGCUGGAUGUAGCUGUCACCGGCGUCCGCUUGGAGUAGUACCACACAACAUUCACUGCUUAUCUGCAUCUCCCGCGUCUGACCCCCGACCCGUUUCCAUUCACACCGUGCUUUGCUACGCAGCCAGCUUCUAGCCCCGGGGGCCGCCAGUUUUGACCUGCCCACACUGCUGGCGGCGGCAGGCGUUCAUCUCUCACAACAGUCUGCGGUGAUCUGCCUCACCUAUAUUCUCCUUAAGAAGACGGGGUGGCCUCCAUGCCAGUGAUCUCAUCAUAGCGCGUCACCAGGGCUCAUAGCUCACAAUCUCUUGGCUCUGAAGAAAGAUUUCUCAGCGAACGUUCUUCUCACAGCACUGCCACUCCCACCGGACUGCUCUCCUCCACAGACUGACAUCACUCCACAUCCAUGGGAUUAAGGUGAUUUCCAAGAUCCCGGUCUUGCUUUCAAGACACUCAAGCGCACCAGGAUUUUCCUCCAGAAGACAGGGCAACUGUCUUCUGGACAACCAGAAUCUAACCACAUAGCCUGCCUACUGCCAGCACCUGCAUGGCCACAUCAAAUUCCUAACAAGAACAAAAGCAAGACAGAAAGGCAGUAGAUUUGAAUCCAGUGGAAGUAUAGCAGAUAGAGGGAGUAAGGAUAUGUAAACUGUAGUAUCUCAUCCUAAGAAGAAAAAGGAGAGGAGGAGCAUGGAGCACCAUGAGUGGAGGAGAGUGCUGUGGAAGAAGCAGCCAUUCCCAGACAACUAUGUGGGUGAUUCCUUCCUCAGGGUUAGCAAGAAACGAAAGGAAUUAUCUUUGUGUGAGGCAUGUCAUGGGGCAUUGUCUGUCACCCAUGAAAUAUGCAGCUGUUUGGGUCUGGUGGUAAUUUUCUUUGGAAUAUCAGAAAGUCAUCUUAACUCUGCUUGUGUCCUGACCUUGACAGCAACAAUGGGAGUGGGGGGCUACAUUAUCACCAGGACUAAGCUUAUUACCUCAGUGCGAGAUGACGUGAAGGUAGCGUGCUUCUACAUGGUGCUGAUUGCCUGUGCCUCACCCAUAAUCAAGAGUCUGACAGGGAGUGUUGCCACAGACUCCAUCAACGCCUCUACCACCUUCCUCCUGCUCCUCCGUCUGGCUGUGCACGACUAUGGAACAGAAGUGGCAAUAGUGAAUCCAACUGUGUCUCACAAUGUGGGUCUCUUUGCUUCGGUGUGUUUGGCAUCCAGGUUGGAGAGUGACCUGGAUGUCUUCACUCUGAUGACUGUGGCGGUGACUUUCUUCACCCUCUUCCCCAGCUUCAGGAGAUACUUUCAGAACCAGCUGGGCUACAGGUGGUCCAUGGUCGUGACAUUGGUGGUGGCAGUGAUUACAGUGUCAGGAGUACUGCUGUAUGCUCCCCAUCUCCUGCUGCUCUUCCUCAUAGCUCUGUUUGUCUGCAACUUCCUUAUUCCAUUGUUGUAUGUCUCCCUCCAGGGAUAUAAACAAAAUAUAUAUGGACCGUGGGAUGAAGCACAGAUUGAAGGCAGAUAAAAAAUCUUAAGUACAUUAUAAGGUAUACCAAUUGAUUUUUGAAAUACAAAAUAAUAAAUUAAUACAGUACAGCUCAUCAUACAA